Rhodamnia argentea is the source of this 2037-nucleotide messenger RNA. RefSeq lists its product as uncharacterized. Lineage: Eukaryota; Viridiplantae; Streptophyta; Magnoliopsida; Myrtales; Myrtaceae. The record is from RefSeq and is a predicted model, not a curated record. Gene Ontology annotation, molecular function: protein binding.
UCGUUUGGCCCAGAACCAGACCGUCUUCUGCACCGCGCCGCUUCGCCCCGACAAGACGAAGGCCGCUUUACAACACCCUCUCACCGAGUCGUUGAUUUGCUAGCGGUGGAAUCCCAACGCCAAGCCUUGCUCUCUCUUCUUUGUUUCCCCGGGAAGAUAUGCCACAAGAGCUUCCGGGGUUCUACUUCGAUGCGGAGAAGAACAGGUACUUCCCCAUCAAAGGCCCCAUUCCUGGCUCCAAAUCAAAACCCUCCAGCUCCGGCGCCAGCUCCAUCUCCAGCUCCACCCCCACUCAGUGUCGACCCGUCUUGAGCCGAACAUCCGUUCUUCUCGAGACGAGGGAGUUGAAUGGCAAUCCUUUAUGGUUGAAGCAUGCCAAGUGUAAAUUCCAGGACGAGUUCCUCAAGAUUCACGCUUCCCGUCCUCAGGUGUGGGCAUUUCACAAGACAGAUAAGAUGGCUGAUGGUGCUUUGGAACAGAUGCGUCUCCGUAUAACAACACCAGAGGGUCAAACUGCAAUGGUUGGCCUGCUGGCUGGGGGCAGAAAUGGCUCUUUGAGUUUUUGUGAAGUUGGAAAAGUUGGCCAACAUUUUGAUUAUGGGGUAAAAUGCAUGCCAGAACAUGUGUGGCCUCUCAAAAGAGAACAUGAGGAGUGCAAAGUACCUGUUCAUCUUUGGAGGUCUCCAACAGUGCAAUUUUCUUCAGAUGUCUCCUGCAUUAAAAUGCCAGGAAAGCGAUCCAUUACAGUUGAUGGCGAUCCAAUUCAACAUGCACUGUAUCCUUUACUCGUUUGGAUGUGCUGUAUUCUUUGGUCACAAUUACAUGAUAUUUCGCCUCUUGCCCACCUCAAGCUAUAUAAUCAUUACAUACUUUUUUCUUUGCUUCACUUUCACUCUGGUGUUUGGCACCUCUCCAGAAUGAUAACUACUUUAGGUUCAGAGAGGUCUGGUGGUUCUGUUCAUACUCUUAAUCUAGCUGAACCUUUUGAUUUUCCUCUACGUACAUCAAUUAUAAGGCAGAGGCUGCAUGAUGUUGCUUCUUUGCAUUGUACCAUAUGGACAGCAGAUUGCUCUUUUAAUGGCAGUCAAGCAAUUGUUGGCACAAAUUUGGGAGCUGCUUUGGUCAAUUUGGAAAAUGGGGUGGUGUCUUGGGUGUGUCGUGGGAAAAGUGAUGUUCUCGCACUGCAAUUUGACCAAUCGGGAAAUCUCGCAUUGUGUGGAUUCAGAAAUGGGGCUAUUGUUACAGUUGAUGUCCGAGAAAACCAAGGGGUGUCUUCUUCUAGGCUGAUUAGUCAUCAGAUACCUUCUUCUCCUUCAGAAAGACUUCGUGGGCAUUCUCAAAAGCAGUGGUUUAAGCUCUCUGGAAAAAUAUAUCCAACCGAUACAACUUAUAUGCCUAAGUCUAUUUGCAGUUUGGUGUCACUCCGGUUGUACGACCAAUACUUCUUGGCGAGUUCUAUGGAUGGCUCGAUCAAUCUGUAUGAUCAUCGCCAAAUUAAAAAAGGGCCUGUGCAGUCCUAUGAAGGGCAUGUGAAUUCCCAUACGCGUACACAGCUUGGGACGGACCCAUCAGAGAAAUUUCUGUUGUCAGGUGGAGAGGACUGCUAUAUGCGGCUCUGGAAGAUCAAGUCUGGGAAACUUCUGUUUGAGGAUAAAUUUUCAACUUCUGUCCCCUUAGUUACAUGCUGCCAGUCAACUGAAAGAUAUCCAAUCGAGGUGGAUGGCAGACAAAACUAUAUGGGAUACUCACAUGGGCAGCAUGAGAGCUGGGGGUCGUGGCUUGGGUCACGGGAUGGGUUAUACUACGCGCAAUGGUACUGAUUCAUGAUUCUGGUAUAUGACUCGAGUAAUGAUCCAUGCAUCUGGAAAAUGAAUGCUGAAGGUGGAUGCUCAAGCCUUGCUGGCACAUCCAAACAUCGUUCCAAUUUGACUUAUUAUACUCACGGGAUGUGAUGACCACUUCCGAGUGUCUUGAGGAACAACUUAUCUCUCUGGAGGAUACAAACUGAAGUUCAUCCACGAGACCUCUUUCCCCUCC